This is a messenger RNA of Sinocyclocheilus grahami, 1493 nucleotides long. It is a transcript of the gene ankrd39, whose product is annotated as ankyrin repeat domain 39. The coding region runs from base 189 to 722 and encodes 177 amino acids. Gene Ontology annotation, molecular function: protein binding; ubiquitin-protein transferase activity. Gene Ontology annotation, cellular component: BRCA1-BARD1 complex; BRCA1-A complex. Gene Ontology annotation, biological process: protein K6-linked ubiquitination. The transcript is spliced from 5 exons. NCBI's taxonomy places the organism in Eukaryota, Metazoa, Chordata, Actinopteri, Cypriniformes, Cyprinidae. The record is from RefSeq and is a predicted model, not a curated record.
UGACUUUUAUUUUGAAAGGCCGUCCGUUUGUUGUGCGCAGAAGUUGCUUGUCUUCACAGCCGCUCUUUCCCAACCCAUGUGCAGGCAGCUAAAUGUGACUAACAGCUGAACGCAUUGUCACUAACACACAUGAAGUAUGUUGGACGUAUCUGUGAUGCUUAAUACAGUUCAUACCAAAUAAACGCAGGAUGGGUUCCCAUGGAAAUCAGUGCCCCUGUAGUGCCCACCGCUCAACAGCAAGCGUCUAUCAGACUCUAGAGGAGAUGGACUUUGAGAGAGGUGUAUGGUCAGCUGCAAUGGAUGGAGAUGUGGAGAGAGUCAGGGCAUUUAUCAAAAAAGGGAUUGAUCCUAAUAUGAGGGACCAGGCAAACUACACUGCUUUGCAUUAUGCUAGUCGAGCAGGUCAGCUGUCAGUGUGUGAGUUACUCCUGGACUGUGGCGCUUGUGUGAACAUCCAGACCCGUGGUGGGGCAACCCCGCUUCAUAGGGCGGCUUACUGCGGACACCACAGUGUGCUCAAGUUACUGUUAGACCGUGGGGCUGAUCCAUGUCUGACUGAUGAUGAUGGAUCUACAGCACUUCAUAAGGCUGCGGAACAGAAGCAUUUCGCGGUUUGUGAGAUGCUGGUGAACCGCUUCCCAGCCUUACGAGUUGUGAAGAAUAAAAGAUCGCACACAUCCUUCGAUCUCUGUCCGGAGAAUGAGUUCUUGAGUCCACAAUGACCUGAUCUUGUCUGUAAUGUCUUUGGCCUUCUCAUGAAAGAAUAUGAAGUACCUUUUCAAAAGCUACGCCUUGUAAAUCAGUGUGUCUUUUGGUUGGAAAGAGGCAUAGUUGCACAGGUUAUUGAUCAGUGCAGAUCAAUACAGAUGUCACUACAGAGUAAAAUGGCAAUCCAGUGCAAAGCAUGCUUCCUGUGGCUGUGGUUCUAUAAAUAUGCUUAGGAACGAUGUGUUGUACUUGUAAUUGACCAGUACAUUUUGCACUGCUGUAAUUGAUGCACAUGGUAGCCGACACAUCUGGAAAGCUACAGCAGUUUCUCGAAACCAGCUCAAACUGCUUGGACUUCUCUGAUUUAAAACCGUUUCAGAGACAGGUAAAACCUUAACUUCAUUUAUGAUGUCUGAUGUAUGUAUUGUAUUGUAGCAGUCAUCUUCAAUCAAUCAAAUUAAUAUAUUAAAAUGCUUAUGUUCACUACAUUGUUCAUUAUAGUUUAAAUGAUUAGUACAAUAAUCUAAUUAUACACUGUUGAAAAUGUAAUUAGUAGUUAGUACUUUUUACUAAUUAGAGUAACUUACCCAGCAAUGAUGUUGAUACUUUUAUAACAAUCAUAUAUAAUGCUUCCAUCGACUACCAGAAUAUCAUGCACUUAAACAACUAAUCUUAACCAAACAGAAAAAAAAGAAGAAGAAAAAACUGCACUGUUCAUUGUCUUUUCUCUCUAAUGUUUUCACUGUGAAUUUGAGUGAAAAUGAAUUUAAUUAUUCUUAAAGGGG